Lethenteron reissneri (Far Eastern brook lamprey) is the source of this 1594-nucleotide messenger RNA. RefSeq lists its product as uncharacterized. The record is from RefSeq and is a predicted model, not a curated record. Lineage: Eukaryota; Metazoa; Chordata; Hyperoartia; Petromyzontiformes; Petromyzontidae.
UCGACACAGUCCACCCCGGUCUGAUUUUGGUGUGUCUGAGUUGCCGGUCGGUGGUGCUGUGGUGGUUCACUGUCGGUGAUGGUGGUUGACUGUCAGUGACCCUGUGGUGGUGGUGGUCAUGAUGGUGAUGGUUGACUCUCGGUGACGCUGUGGUGGUCGUGGUUGUUGGUCAGUAACUCUGUAGUUGUGGUGUAUGGAUGUGUGUAUAUGUUGAACUUUUUUUUGCACCGUACAUAGCCAACUGUGGUAAUUGGAGGUGCGGUGUUGGUGGUGACGCUGUGAUGGUGGUGUUGGUUGCUGAUCAGUAACGCUGUGGUGGCUGUGAGCACUGCCAUUGGAGGGAGGCCGACAUCAUUCGAAGGGCUGGUGACCCCCGCCACCUUCAACUCAAUCACUGCUGAAACCACAGAGAAAAGAUCCAAACUAAGCCUGUGCCAGAGGCCGCGGGGGCACAGGUAUCCAUGACGUCUCCUGGCCAAACCACAUUUGGCGGAGCCAGGAGAAGGAUCGCCCCACUCCCUUAGGGUUCGUCCACAAACAAGAGGAAACUACUGAGGGUGGCCACUUGGAGUGAGAAUCUAUAUUUAUGCUGGAGGAAUGCGAUGAGCUUUACAGCUCCGUUUCCCAGAUGUCCAAUUGGAGCGGGUCAGAAUGUUUCAACAACAAACAAUAGAGAAACACGAUGGAAGCCUAGAAAAGGUAAACAAAUCACUUAAACUGAAAUUAAACUGUUUUCAUCUUUGGUUCUUUGGGUAAAGUCACGUCUGUAGAAAAAUAAUUUUGAGAAAAAAAAUUGUGAUCUAUUAUUUAUCUACCCAUGUGACUUUCCCAAAAGAACCAAAGAGUAUGGAUUCCUGCAGUCACGAAAGCUUCAAAUCAAGAUUGUUUUCAUCUUACCAGGCGAAGUCCACUGAGCGAUUAACUGCAGAGGAAAGGCUGCUGCUAUUCAGGAGCUAGUCCAGUACCGACUGGAUCUCUGUGGAAUGCAGGAGGGUCCGGUGGACUGGUUCUGGCUGUAGUCACCAUGGCGUUGGACAGUCCUCCAUUCGGAGCAGGAGACUGCUAAACAACAGGGAGUGGGUCUUCUGAACAAAAGAAUGAAGGGGACGUGGAAGCGUGGCAGUGAGGUGUGGGAAGCUGUGAGCCCCAGGCUACUGUGGACUCUCCUCCCCAUUAAUGGAAGAAGACGAGUUCCUCUUCAUCCCUCCGAGUCGCUUCAUUUUCCACGGUGCUCAGGUUUACGACGAAGACGUUGAGAAUUCAGCCACGUCGUCGUCAUCAUCAUCAAGAUCAUCAUCACCAUCUUCAUCAACAUCUUCCUCUCCAUCUUCAUCAUCGCCGUCAUCGCCAUCGUCGUCAUCGCCAUCCUCAACCUCUCCAGCAUCACCGCAGGCUGACAUUGAUGAGGUGGACCUGAGCAACUACAUCUUCUCCUUGGACGAAGAGGUGGACGGGGAUGACGACGACGAGGAGGGUAGUGGUGGUGAAGGUGGCAGUGAUGAUGAAGGGCAGGAGAGGGAUCCAGAACAUCGUCCCGAAGAUAACGGAGCCAGCGGUGGCGGUGAUGAUGAUUCUUAGAUCGUUUGACCUUGAA